AUGGAUACAAGUCAGUGGGUGGUGAGUCACCAUUCCGAUCUCGAAGAUCGACCAUGGUCAAAUAUGUGCAAAAAUAAAGAAGGCUGGGGUCCCUUUUCUGAAGAAAGAGUACCAGACUUCACACCAUGUUUUGAAGAUACUGUAAUUACGUUAAUUCCACAUAUCUAUGUCCUAUUUGCUGGUAUGAUUAGAUUUUGGUUAUUAUCAAAGCGUGAAACACUAUCAUCUGACAUGGUUAAAAACUGGCAUUACUUUGCAAAGAUGACUACUCUGUUUUUGAUUUUACUAGUUACAAGCUUAAAUUUCUUCCUUUAUAUUUUAAAUGAUGGUAUAGAUUGGAUUGAUAAUGCUCAGAUUUUAUCUUUAGGCGUAUCUAUGAUAGUUUCGAUAUUUGUCAUUGGGUUGCAUCAUAUUGAAUAUACACGCAAUCGUGUUGCUUCUGGAGUAUUGUUAUUCUACUGGCUAUUUAUUAUGAUUGUGAAUGGGAUUAAACUUCGUACUUACAUUAUGAAUGGUGAUCAGUAUACGGAUCCUACUCAAUUUAAAUUCUUUGCUAUAAAUACAACUUUAUCUGUGAUCAUUUUUAUUCUGGAGAAUAUGGAAAGGCCCAAGAGUCAAUAUAUUUUGCUUGAAGAAGAUGAGCUUGAUUCUCCUGAAGAAAAAGCAAAUAUUUUUAGUAGACUCACCUUUGGCUGGAUGACUCCUUUGAUGAAAUUAGGUUAUAGAAAGCCUUUAGUUAUGGAAGAUUUAUGGAAUCUUAAAUCUGAUGAUCAAUCCGCUAUUGUGAGUGCUAAAUUUCAACAAAAUUGGGAAAAGGAGCUAAAAAAAGCAAACCCUUCCCUUUUACUCGUACUUGUUAGAACUCUAGGUGGUCCUUUUGCUUUAGCAGCUUUCUUCAAAGCACUUCAAGAUGUUUUGCAGUUUACUCAACCUAUGCUUCUUAAGCGAUUAAUGGGAUGGGUUACAAGUUAUGCAUCUGAUAAUCCUGAGCCUGCAUAUCGUGGUAUUCUAAUAGCUGUUGCUAUGUUUCUUACUGCUAUUUGUCAAACAAUGUUCCUUCAUCAAUAUUUUCAACGAUGUUUUACAACUGGUAUGCGUCUCAGAGCUGCACUUGUUACUGCUAUUUAUCAGAAGACGUUAGUAUUAAGUAACACGAGUCGUCAAAAAUCUACUGUUGGUGAAAUCGUGAACCAUAUGAGCGUUGACGCUCAAAGAUUAAUGGACUUGUGCACCUAUUUCCAUAUUGUCUGGAGUGGACCUUUUCAAAUCAUAAUUGCUUUGAUUUUCUUAUAUAAUACGAUGGGUCCUAGUAUCGGCGCAGGUGUUGCUGUUUUAAUUCUUGCAAUUCCCUUAAACACUUAUCUUGCUCGUAAAAUGCGUACUUAUCAAAAGACACAAAUGGGCAACAAAGAUUCCAGAGUUAAGCUGAUGAAUGAAAUUUUGAAUGGUAUUCGUGUCAUCAAACUCUACGCCUGGGAAACACCCUUUAUGGAAAAGAUUAGUUUUAUUCGUAAUGAUUUGGAAUUGGCUACUUUGAAAAAGAUCGGUGUUAUGUCUGCAGUUCAAAAUUUUACCUGGACAUCUAUUCCUUUCUUGGUCACUCUUUCCACUUUUACAAUUUAUGUUUUCAUUUCUGAUCAUCCUUUAACGAGCGAUAUUGCAUUUGUUGCUAUUUCUUUAUUUGGUCUCUUACAAUUCCCUAUCGUCGUCUUUCCCAAUGUUAUUACUUCUACUAUUGAAGCUUCUGUCUCUCUUUAUCGUAUUGAGAAUUAUUUAUCUUCUCAAGAAUUAGAUCCAAAUGCCGUUACGCGUUUAGACUACCGCUUUGAUCCCAAUUACAACGAAAAUACUCCAAUUGUAGAGAUCAAUAAUGGCUCCUUUAAAUGGUCUGAAGAUGAUGAAGAGCCUAUUUUGAAAGAUAUCAACCUCAAAGUUAAAAAGGGUCAAGUCACUACUAUUGUAGGUCGUGUAGGUUCCGGUAAAUCAACCAUUAUUAGCGCUUUAUUAGGUGAUACCGUAAAAAUAAAUGGCGAAGCUAUUCUACGUGGCUCCGUUGCCUAUGUUCCUCAACAACCUUGGGUUAUGAAUGCCACUCUACGUGAUAAUAUCAUUUUUGGCCAUAGAUGGGAUCCUGAGUUUUAUGAUCAUGUUCUUGAAGCUUGCUCGUUAAAGAGUGAUCUUGCCAUUUUAAGUGGUGGUGAUCUUACAGAAAUUGGUGAACGUGGUAUCAAUCUGUCUGGUGGACAAAAGGCUCGUGUUUCCUUGGCAAGAGCUAUUUACGCGCGUGCUGAUAUUUAUUUAUUAGAUGAUCCUCUUAGCGCUGUAGAUGCUCAUGUAGGCCGACAUAUUUUCGACAAUGUAAUUGGCCCUAAUGGUAUUUUGAAGAGCAAAGCUCGUGUAUUCGUGACACAUGGUAUAUCUUAUUUGCCUCACGUUGACCAAGUUGUUAUGUUACGUGAGGGUCAAAUUAUUUUGAGUGGUAAUUACUCUGAUUUAAUGAGUCAAAAAUCAGAAUUAUACUCGCUUAUUGCUGAAUUUGGUGCUCAACAAGAUAAGAGGUCAUCAGAUGAAGAAGAAGCAUCAAACAAUGAUACCAUUAAUAUAAAUGAUGAUGAAGAAGUGCUUGCAUCAGAAACUGCGUCUAUUGAAUUAAUUCCUCGAGAAGAAGAUGCUGUCUUAGGUCGCCAACGUCAACGUAUGAACAGUGAAGUAUCUAUGAUGAGCGCUAAAACUCUUCGUCGUGCCUCUCUUGUAUCGAUUGACAGAAAGAAGGGAAAACUUCAAGGAGCAGAUGAGGAUGCUCAUCGUUUGAUUACAGUUGAAGAAAGUGCUAAGGGUAGCGUUACAUGGGCAGUUUAUAAACAGUAUGCAAAGUCUUGUUCAGUAUAUGGUGUUGUUUUCAUGAUUAUUUUCAUGGUAUUUUCUCAAUUGGCACAAGUUGGUACUAAUAUUUGGUUAAAGUAUUGGUCUACUAAGAAUCAAGACUAUGGUACUAAUAAUAACGUCUGGUUUUAUCUUUCUAUUUAUGCUAUUAUUGGUUGGUCUUCUACUGUCUUUUCUAUGCUUCAAACACUUAUUCUUUGGGUCUUCUGCGCUAUUCGUUCUGCUCGUGUCUUGCAUUCAGAGAUGUUGGAAACAAUUAUUCGAUCUCCUAUGUCCUUCUUUGAUACUACACCCUUAGGUAGAAUUUUAAAUCGUUUCAGUAAAGAUCAACAUACUGUAGAUGAAGUUUUGCCUAGAUCUUUUCACAGUUAUAUCCGUGUCUUAUUUUCUGUUAUUUCAACUGUCUGUAUUAUUGCUUUCUCUACGCCUCUCUUUACGAUUGUCAUUGUACCUCUUGGUAUAAUCUAUAUUUAUAUUCAACGUUAUUAUCUUACUACCUCACGUGAAUUAAAGCGUUUAGAUUCUGUCGGUAAAAGCCCAAUUUAUUCUCACUUUCAAGAGACUAUCUCUGGUGUUUCUACGAUUCGUGCUUAUGGACAACAAAACCGAUUUAUAUUCCAAAAUGAAUGCAAAUUAGAUAAUAAUCAAAGAGCUUACUUCCCUUCUAUUUCCUGUAAUAGAUGGCUUGCUGUUCGUCUUGAAUUUUUAGGUUCCAUUAUUAUAUUUUCCGCUGCAUUGUUUGCUGCUCUUGGUAUUAUCUACGGUACCUCAUCACUUGAUGCAGGUUUAGUAGGCUUGUCUAUCUCGUAUGCUUUGAAUGUCACUCAAGCUUUGAAUUGGGUUAUUCGAUCCUAUUGUGAAAUUGAAACUAAUAUUGUUUCAGUUGAACGUAUUAAGGAGUAUAUUGAUCGCCCUACUGAAAAAUACAAUGCGGUUCGUGGAGUAAAUCCUAUGUGGCCAGAAAAGGGCUUAAUUGAAUUCCGUGAUUAUUCUACUCGCUAUCGACCCGGACUUGAUUUAGCCUUACGUGAUUUAUCUUUCACAGUAGCACCCAAGGAGAAGAUUGGUAUUGUGGGUCGUACUGGAGCUGGUAAGAGUUCUUUAAGUCUAAGUUUAUUCCGUAUUAUAGAAGCAGCAAAGGGUUCCAUUUAUAUCGAUGGUGUGGAUAUUUCUAGUUUGCGCCUAUUCGAUUUGAGAUCUCGACUUACUAUCAUUCCUCAAGAUCCUGUAUUAUUUGCUGGUACUGUUCGAGAAAAUUUAGAUCCUUUUGGCACACAUGAUGAUACUGAGCUCUGGCAGGCUUUAGAGCUAUCUCAUCUUAAGGAUCAUAUUAGUAAAAUGGAUGGCAAGUUAAAUGCUGUUGUUUUAGAAGGUGGUGAUAAUUUCUCUGUUGGUCAACGUCAAUUGAUUUGCUUGGCACGUGCACUCCUCCGUCGUACAACUGUUCUUAUUCUUGAUGAAGCUACAGCUGCCAUUGAUGUUGAAACUGAUUCUAUUAUUCAAGAUACUAUUCGUCGUCAAUUUGCCAACUGUACUAUACUUACUAUUGCCCAUAGAAUUAAUACUGUUUUAGACUCGGACAAAAUUCUUGUAUUGGAUAAAGGUAUGAUUACUGAAUUUGAUUCGCCCACUAAACUCUUGGAGAAUGAUCAAUCUGUAUUUUAUUCAAUGGCUAAGGAAGCUGGCCUUGCUAAAUAA
This is a messenger RNA of Cokeromyces recurvatus, 4581 nucleotides long. RefSeq names its product multi drug resistance-associated protein MRP. The record is from RefSeq and is a predicted model, not a curated record. The transcript has 8 exons. Gene Ontology annotation, cellular component: membrane. Gene Ontology annotation, molecular function: ATP hydrolysis activity; ATP binding; ABC-type transporter activity. Gene Ontology annotation, biological process: transmembrane transport. Lineage: Eukaryota; Fungi; Mucoromycota; Mucoromycetes; Mucorales; Mucoraceae. Bases 1 to 4581 code for a protein of 1526 amino acids.